Molecule: messenger RNA, 1626 nt
Organism: Oldenlandia corymbosa var. corymbosa
Lineage: Eukaryota; Viridiplantae; Streptophyta; Magnoliopsida; Gentianales; Rubiaceae
Source: the annotation of a GenBank genome assembly
AAUCCAAAUCACUCCAAAAAGCACCUCUCCCUCAAGAGAUUCCUUUCUCUACUAUAAAACCACGAUUUUACACACACUGACACAGUGACUAGUUUAUUAAACAAAAAUAUGGCAACUUCACUUCUCCUUUCAAAUUCUCUUCAUCCAUUCCCUUAUUUUCACAAAUCGAAGUUCAAUCUUGGCAAAGGAGUUGAAAAGUUCCCGUAUUCCAAUAAGCCCACUAUAGUUAGACCUUUUAAAAUCGUGGUUCUUGACACCCCAACUGGCCUGGUGUCUUAUUUGAACUCCGGAAAGGUUCGGUUGUUGGCCGUGGGGCAGAAAACGGAGAAAAAUGAUACCCUGGUUGGAGAAGAUUCCGCGGAAUUCGACCUGUCUAAACAAAGAAUUUCUUCUUGGGUUUACUUCGCUGGUGUUUUAGGAGUUGUUCUUUUUAUCCUCAACGUUGUCUGGAUCGAUAAUUCAACUGGGUUCGGUAAAGAUUUCAUCAGUGCAGUUUCUAGCCUUUCCCAAAGCCACGAGGUUGUAAUGCUUACUCUGACUUUCAUUUUUGCGUUAGUCCAUAGUGGCUUGGCAAGUCUCAGAGACAAAGGUGAGAAGCUCAUGGGGGAACGUGCUUACCGUGUCUUAUUUGCCGGAGUGUCUCUUCCAUUGGCUGUUAGUACUGUUGUGUACUUUAUUAACCACAGAUAUGAUGGCGUCCAGUUAUGGGAGCUACAGAAUGUUCCGUGGCUACAUCAUGUUUUGUGGCUCACAAACUUUAUUUCCUUCUUUUUCCUUUAUCCGUCAACCUUCAAUUUAUUAGAGGUAGCUGCUGUGGACAAACCGAAAAUGCAUCUCUGGGAAACGGGGAUAAUGAGAAUUACAAGGCAUCCGCAGAUGGUUGGGCAGGUGAUGUGGUGUUUAGCACACACCGUAUGGAUCGGCAAUUCUGUUACGGUGGCAGCUUCUGUCGGUUUGAUUGGGCACCACUUAUUUGGUGUCUGGAAUGGGGAUCGACGAUUAGCCAUUCGUUAUGGUGAAGAUUUUGAAGUUGUGAAGAGCAGGACAAGCGUGAUCCCGUUCGCAGCUAUUAUUGAAGGUCGUCAAAAAUUGCCCAAGGAUUAUUACAAGGAGUUCAUCCGUUUACCAUACUUAACAAUCACGGCAUUAACCCUAGGUGCAUACUUUGCUCACCCUCUUAUGCAGGCUGCAAGUUAUGGCCUUCGAUGGUAGUUUGGCAUCAAGUUGGUGCACACGUCCAAUUGAUCUUUUGAAAUUUUGUUUAUACCUGUUCCCUGAUGAAAAGGGCAGAAGUAAAAAAUCACAGUUCACAAGAUCUACUGUUCUGAAGUGACUUGUAAAUUUCAAUUUUGAUGGAGAAUGGGAUUGCUGGAUCCUCUCUUUCUUGUUGCUACAUAGUGGCACUGUCUACAAGGGCAAAAAUAUUUCAUGCAUGAAACCUGAGACAUUAACAUUGGCAUGGAUGCAACGUUCUGAACAGAAAUGUAAAAUUUCAUUGCGCACAUGUAUAUAAAGUUUUCAACAAAUUCAAGAAUUUACAAGUAAAUGUUUAUCUUUUUGUUUUUGUUUUUUUUUCCUCACUUCGAUGGAUGGGGAUACUUGAUCAAGGGAAUUAAAGUUAUUCUA